AUGAAUCCUCCAGCACUCCUCUCAGAAGCAUUCUCAUUGACUGAUCCCGUUACUUCGGAGGGAGAAUACAUAUCUCAUGUGACAGGGUUUGCAGACGAAGACGACAACAGCCAGCGAGUCGGAGGUCUCGCCUCCAUGCCUGACACCAACGGCGUGAGGUACCACGCACCGCAGCCUGUGAUGCAGGACUUACAUCAACCGCCAACUGGCAUGCCCAGCAACAUGCAAGGUUCAGCCCAUGCCUUGAACUCCAUUCCAGCACUCAUGGGCCGCAAUAAUGCAUAUGGUUCAUAUGCUUUACAACGCGGAUUGCCCAACAUGGGCCUGCCAUUGGGGAGCAUGAACGAUAUCUCCCGCAGCCAUGGGUAUUCGAGCACCCCUCGCGCUUUAGAUAGCGGGAUGGAUCGAUCCCAGAACAACAUGUAUCAGCAACCAAUAGCGGACUCCUCACAACGCUCACAGCCACCGGUAGAGGCUCCGCCUUUCGACGACACGACUGUUCUUCAAACGGUGGUUGCGGAGUUUGGUGGCCAGUAUCAGACGGUGAAACCCGAAAUCCAGGCAAAGAUGGGUCGAGGUCCUUUCCCAGCCGAAGGAAAAUGGACUUGCUAUCGACGAAAUUACUUCGCCGUGACCUGUGGAUUUAAUCUUCACCCUUGGCCACCCAGUGCUCCUCUAUACAUUCGUUACCCUGACCAAACCAUCGAGCCGAUCCGUGCAUUUUCAAUGGCGAUUUCAGCUAUUGUAAAUGGCCAGUACAACGAAACCCGGGAACUCGUUCAACACACCCCCAAGAGAGACAAACAGUCUGAACGCAAGCCCGGUCGUGUCAUUCUCCAGCCCUGCCCUCCACCUUCCUUCACAACCACCUCCACCGUCAACGGAAAUAUCUCCGGCUUCCCCCUCGGCUCCCAAUCUAUGGACUACAAUCCUUCUUUCGCAGGGACCCCUCAACCCUGCCAGCCCCCAACCUCACACGUCUUCGAGCGCAUCCAGUUCCAAAAAGCGACCGCCAACAACGGCAAGCGCCGCGCCCAACAACAAUAUUACAAUCUGGUCGUCGAGCUUCACGCUGAAAUCGCUAGCUCGGUUCCAGGUGAAACGCAGUGGGUCCAGAUCGCCCGUCGGCACUCUCACCCCUUAGUGGUCCGCGGUCGUUCACCCGGCCACUACAAGGACGGACGGCGCGGCAGCACAGGCAGCAUGGGCCCUGAUGGCGCCGGCGGCGACAGCAACUGCGGCGUUAUCCCCCACGGCCUCGGCCCAACCAGCCGUGAAAACAUGCUCAUGUACGAUGCGCCUCAUCGAAGCACUCUUUCCUACGGGCGAGUCGAUCACCGAAAAAUGACCGUGACGGACCAUUCGCCACUAAGCGAUAGUCCUCUCAUCUCCUCCUCAUCUUCAUCUGGAUUCGAGUACUCCAUGAUCGAUACCAUGGAUCCCAUGGAUACGAUCAAGAACGACACUUAUCUCAAAUCAGACCCUUAUCAAGAUACGAGCUACGCAGGGCUUCCCAGCCACCAACACCGGCAGGCUAGUAAUGGUGGAUAUGACCCCGUUUACUCGACGACCUAUAGCCGUUACGAUCCCAUCCAAAGUUCGCAUAGUCUAUGCACUUGA
Molecule: messenger RNA, 1620 nt
Organism: Penicillium bovifimosum
Lineage: Eukaryota; Fungi; Ascomycota; Eurotiomycetes; Eurotiales; Aspergillaceae
Exons: 2
Coding region: 1-1620 (539 amino acids)
Biological process (GO): positive regulation of transcription by RNA polymerase II; meiotic cell cycle
Cellular component (GO): nuclear chromosome
Molecular function (GO): DNA binding; DNA-binding transcription factor activity
Source: RefSeq, a predicted model, not a curated record